AUGACCAACAUGUUGUCUCGAUGCGUCACGGUCCUUCUGGGCUUGUUGAUCGUCAACGCUGUAGCAGCUGAAGAAAUUUUGUAAGUGUCCCUUUUUGGUCCGCGGAUCGAAAUUCGAAUAUCAAGCUGACCUCGAUCAUUUCACACGACACAGCGGUCAAUACUGGCCUGCAUAUGGAAAGCAAAAGCCUACCUCGCUCGACUGGUCUGUGACCGACAUUGGCUACUACUUCGGUGAGUACGCGACCGUUGAGUGACGGGGACGCGACUCUGCCGCCCGCGCGCGUGCAUCAUUCGACGAGAUAACGGGCGCGUCGUGCCAUGUAGGCGUGUUAAAACGCGCGGAUGGAUGCUCAUCAGCUCUCCGCCUAUUUUCUCUUUGCACAGUGACUGUUACCAACAGCACCGGCUUUGCGGUCCCCAAGGAUCAACCCGACGCCGAUAUCAAGACGUUUGUUGCGACCGCACACAAGCGUGAGUCGGAGACCGACCGACUGAUUUGCGCGGGCGGCGCGUGCGCGAGCGUUCGCGCGAGAUGCACGCGCCCCAAGGGCCUCGCCGGACCGCGCACCGGUGACAACGAGCAGCUCCUAACAAGGCGUGACCGGCGCGAAUGUUCCCGGAUCUGUCCCUUCACAGACCGAAAAAAGGCCGUGUUCUCUGUUGGAGGGUGGACCGGAUCGAGGUACUUCUCUGACCUAGGUUAGUCCAAGAGCUCUCGACUCCCUCACUAGUUUCAUGGAGCGACCUCAGCUCGAGUCGAAAUUCGGAUCUGACACACCCCUUCUCGACGGCAGUCGCGACCGCUUCCAACCGCGCCGCCUUUACGGCUUCCGUUUUUUCGUUCGUCAAGAAGUACAACUUCGAUGGUGUUGACCUUGUAAGGCUCUUCGUGCUAGCUUGAUUCGUGCAUCAUGAGGUCCUACCGUGCGCAGUCCGCGUGCGCAGUCCGAAAUUCAGGCUGAUCAGUUUUGUUCGCACGCCUAGGACUGGGAGUAUCCAGGAUCGCAAGGCAUCGGGUGCAACAAAGUCCGCCCCGCCGACUCGGCCAACUUCCUCUCACUCCUCAAGACGUUGCGUGUCGCGCUCCCGAAGCCUUACCUCAUCACUAUGGCCAUCGGCACGCAGGGGCUCAUCGGUCCCAACGGAGCUCCGCUUCCCGACAUGCGGCCCUACUCGAAGAUCCUUGACUACAUGAACCUCAUGACGUACGAUAUCGGUGGAAACUGGAGCCCUACCUCCGGACCCAACGCUCCCUUCAGGACAUGCAACAGCGACACGAGUGUCUUGCAAGUCGUCCAAACAUUCAAGAAAGCCGGUGUCCCCGUUGAGAAGAUGGUCGUCGGCAUCCCGUCCUACGCUCACUCGUACAAGCUCAAGUCAUCCACAUUGAAGAAGCAGAAGAUCGGCCGAUGGACGUCUCAGGUCUACCAGAACAAGACGAGCACGAUCCCCAAGGGUGACAAAUCCGACUCGAAUGCCCCCACGACCGACGUCUGCAAUAAGCGUUCGGCUACCUACAGCGGAUCAUGGACCUACAACAGUCUCAUUUCGGAGGGAGUAAGCUGAUCGGACCUUUUGGCGCCUCGGAGUGGUAGGCACCAAGCUGACUUUGGAUCCACUCGGUCUUUCCUAAGCUCCUUUCCGCAGAUGGUUCGAAAGGCUUGAAGGGUUACACCCGUCGUUAUGACUAUUGUACGGAAACCCCAUUCCUAUUCAACCCCAAGACGAAAAUCAUGAUCAAUUACGAGGAUGGACAAUCCGCUUCAGCCAAGAUCGUGAGUUGCUUGAUCCGUGGCGUGGCUCCCUUAAGUGACCUUGUCUGAACGCUCCGGACUGUUCUCACUCCCUUCUCAGGGCUAUGUCACCGAGGAGUUCCUCGCAGGCGUAUUCGUCUUUGACUCGACUGGGUUCAAUCGCGACGGUAAGCUGCUUUCGACUCACUCUGGUGCUCGCCGAGGCCUAAACCGCUGGUUCUCGUCCCACAGUGCUCAAGACGAUCCGAUCCGCUCUCGACGUCAACACCUAA
This is a messenger RNA of Microbotryum saponariae, 2028 nucleotides long. NCBI's taxonomy places the organism in Eukaryota, Fungi, Basidiomycota, Microbotryomycetes, Microbotryales, Microbotryaceae. The record is from the annotation of a GenBank genome assembly.